AUGCGCGGUGACUGGCGGCCGCGAGGGCGGCAGGUGCUCCGCCGGCCACUUUGCAUUUUUAUGCGAUGGACAGAUCGACGCAGCGAUAGCGUCUCAUCGGAUCCGAUAACGCCGCCGUUGUACCCUACGAGGCAAUCUAAGGCGACGCAGCCGCGCCCAGCGGCGGCCUUCUCCUCCGUUCGAUCACUCUCGCUAUCUCGCAUGCGUUUGCUGAACGUGCAAGGUGGCAAUGGCAGCGAAUACGGCGCCGGGGCGGCGGCGCUCAGCUCGGGCUCAGCAUCUUCGGGCGCACAGUCGCCGGCAUCGCCUCCACACGCGCACCUGCCCCUCGCGCCACAUGCGCAUGCCCACGCCCACGCGCACGCCCACGCGCAUGCACACGCCCACGCGCAUGCGCACGCGCCCCACGCUCACACUGCGCACCAGUCGCCGAGGCUCCGCGCCAAGGAGGAGGACUUGUCCGCUCACGGCCGCGCCAGCGCUGACGGCGGCGGUUCCUCCGAGUCGGAGGGCGAGUGCGGCGGGGCGCGGGGGCGGGCCCAGUACGUCAGCGCCAACUGCGUGGUGUUCACGCACUACGCGGGCGACGUGGCCGCCGUGGUGGACGAACACUUUGCGCGGGCACUCGCCGUCGACAAGCCCAAAGGUGAGAAGCUAUCCAACAAACCCACAACAUCAAAAACAAAACUGGAAGCGAGAGACGAGAAAGUCGACCUUCUCGAUGUAACCGCAGGGUCAAGCAGGAAGCCACGCCGCGAG
Messenger RNA from Iphiclides podalirius (scarce swallowtail), 759 nucleotides. Lineage: Eukaryota; Metazoa; Arthropoda; Insecta; Lepidoptera; Papilionidae. The record is from the annotation of a GenBank genome assembly.